This is a messenger RNA of Amphibalanus amphitrite, 2595 nucleotides long. RefSeq lists its product as uncharacterized. Lineage: Eukaryota; Metazoa; Arthropoda; Thecostraca; Balanomorpha; Balanidae. The record is from RefSeq and is a predicted model, not a curated record. Bases 1 to 2595 code for a protein of 864 amino acids. Gene Ontology annotation, molecular function: RNA-DNA hybrid ribonuclease activity; nucleic acid binding. The transcript has 3 exons.
AUGCAGGUGCCGGCCAUCAACGGGGACCGCGGCCAACUCGUCGCGGAGGACCGGGCCAAGGCCGAGGCGUUUGUCCGCACCUACGCAAACGUCAGCAGCCACACCCGUCACAGGAGGCGUGAUCGAUCAGUGAAGGCUGAUCUGAGGGUGGUGAAGACGCGCCCCUGCUCAUGUGCUGGACAGCGCGAUGGUGCCUGCCAGCCCUUCUCCAGACAAGAGAUGAGGACCCAGCUGAGCAAGCUGAAAAUGAAGAAGGCUCCCGGCGCUGACGAUGUAUGUGCGGAACACCUCAAGCACCUCGGGCCGGUGGCCCAGGCCGCGCUACUGCACGUCAUCAACAAGUCGUGGAGCUCCGCUGAAGUCCCCUCGGUAUGGAGGAGAGCAAUCAUCAUACCGAUCCCUAAGGUCGGGAAGGACCCUCAAGAGGUCACUAGCUACCGUCCGAUAUCGCUCACCAGCCACGUCGCCAAGCUGAUGGAGCGGAUGGUGGCAGCUAGGCUCACGCACCUACUGGAGCGAGACAACAUUAUCCCCGCAGAGCAGGUCGGUUUUCGCCGCGGCCGCUCUGCAGAGGAGAACCUGGGACGACUCAUACAAGAAGUCCAGGACGGGUGGAACCGGCCGCCACCGAAGGGACGCCCGUCUGACGGCAAGACCGCCGCCAGGUUCGUGUUGACGGCCUAUGACUUCUCCCGCGCCUACGAUGUAAUUGACCAUCAAAUGCUGCGACUGAAGAUGUCCCAUCACCUUCCACGGUGCCUUGUCACGUGGAUUCACCACUUCCUCCGAGACCGACGCGCCUGCGCGGAGGUCAAUGGGUCACGGAGCCGGAACCGCCCAUUCCGAGCUGGCCUGCCGCAGGGGUCCGUCCUCGCACCGACCCUGUUCACGCUGUGGUCGGCGGACCUCGUGGCGGCGCUGAAGCGGAUCCCGGGCACCUCUGUCUUCCUGUACGCCGAUGACACCGCAACACUGUGUUCCGGCGGUACGAUAGCGGAAGCCAGGGACCGGGCUCAACAAGCGGCGGAUGCCAUAGCGAAAUGGGCCCGCGACUGGAAGAUGCGGCUGGCAGGAAGCAAGACGCAAGUUUUAGCCCUGUCGCAGCACUACGUCGACGCCCGGGACCUGUACAUCCACGUAGACGGGGCACGAGUGGACGCUGGGAGACACCUUCACCUUCUCGGUGUAACCCUGGACCGGCAACUUCACAUGGGCGAGCACUGCGCGCGCGUCCGGAAGAAGACCAAGCCGAGGAUCGCACAGCUCCGUAAGAUGACCGGGCGUUCCUGGGGUCUGCGGGAGCCACAGCUGCGAGUAGUAGCCAACGGCUACAUCCGCGGUGCCCUGGAAUACGCGGCGGCUGCAUGGCUCCCUGCAGCGUCCGAGUCCCACGUAGAGCUACUGGAGAUUGAGAUGCGCGCCGCAGCCCGCGUUAUCACCGGGUGCCCCGUGAGCACGCCGAGGGACCCGCUCCUCGCGGAAGCCGGUCUGGUUCCCGUGAGAGCACGCCGGGAUCUGCUCGCUGCCAGACUGAGCUGUCUGGCAGCCUCACAAAGAAGCGGCGACCCACUGCGCGCGGUGGCCGAAGCAACGGCCCCACGGCGGCUCCGCACCACCACCGGCUGGCGCGACACGGGAGCGCGCGCCCUGGUGAGCGCGGGCGUGCGAGAUGUACCUGUGGAGGAGCGCCUGCACGUCACCAUCCCGCCGUGGAUCGAUGACACCAGGGUCCAGUUUAGACUUGACAUCGGCAACCACAUCAGCCGCACAGCACCACCCGACGUCCGGCGGGAGAGAGCGGAGGAGCAUCUGGCCACCCUCCCAGACGACGCCGUAUGGGUGUGGAGCGACGGCUCGGCGGAGGGAGGUGUCUCAGCCGGAGGGAGUGGAGCGCUGAUAAUCCUCCCCUCAGGCGAGGAACACGAGCUCCGAGCCCCUGCGGGCAGGAUAUGCAGCAGCACCCGCGCCGAAUUGGUGGCGAUCCGCGGGGCACUGGAGAUGCUGCUGCGGCUGGAGGGCGGCCUGGCGGAGAGCCCGGUCAUCGUCUGCGCCGACUCGCAGGCGGCGCUCGCCACACUGGCGAGUGGGGCUGGGAGCCAGGCGACAGCACUCGGCGCCGCCGUAUGGCGACUGCUCCUGGCGCUCACGGACGGAGGACGCCGAGUCUUCAUGCAGUGGAUCCCAGCGCACUGCGGAAUACCCGGCAAUGAGAGAGCGGACGUGCUGGCUAAAGAGGCAUCCAGCCUGUCGCAAGACGCCGUCCCAACGGACGUCCGCUCGAUGGUGAAGGCAGUCGGCCGCUCCGCCACCAAGGCAUGGCGUCGCAGCUGGCCAGACCGGCCCCCGCCGAACUUCUUCAAAACCAUCAUGGGAGACCGGAUGCCGAUGCCGGUGCUCCUGGAGUCUCGCGACGAGGCGGUCAACGUCCACCAGCUGCGGGCGGGACACUGGAGCCGCUCGCAGAGCUACCUUCACAGAAUCGGACGCCGCCCCGAGCGCGACUGCCCACAGUGCAGUGAUCUGGCCUGCCCGGCGGCGCGCUGCCUGGUGUGUCGCGAGGGCCCAGACACGCCGGAGCACGUGCUGCUGAGGUGA